AUGGAGGUAAGCGCUGGAUAUUCCAAACCGCGAACAGUAGUGCUGAUAGGUCAUUCGUUCAUUAGGAGGCUCGGUGUAUUAAUAAACAAUGAACGAGAAUUCAAUAAUUUACGUCUACAGAAAGAUAAAUUUGAAGUGAUAAUUCGUGCCAGGGGCGGCCUCAGGACACACGAGCUGGCUAAUUCAAGAGAGUUACUGGACUUUCAAGAUAUUCAUACCGAGGGCGGUAUCUGUUUCAUUCAGAUUGGCGGGAAUGAUUUAUCAGAUCCACGGUCAACACCAAACAUCGUAGUUCGACAAAUCAUGGCACUGGCGCAGUUUUUGCUUCUAACCAAGAACUUUUCUUAUGUAGUAAUUGGACAAUUGCUUCGUAGAAAUCCAUCAAAAGUAGGCAGUCAGUACAAUUACAAAGUGAUUGAUACUAAUAAACUCCUUCAUGAUCAGUGUCACUCCUCCACCAGCAAUCUUAUAUUCUGGCACCACCGUGGUUUCUGGGACCCUGACAUGAAAUACUUGGCCCGUGAUGGGGUUCACUUAAAAGACAGCAGCCAUGACCACCGGUUCAUGAACAAGUACCUACAAAGCAUUAAAAGUGCUGUCCUCCAUGCCUCCCAUCUGAUAGGACGGGAGAGGAAUAAGGAUAAGUAG
Messenger RNA from Saccostrea echinata, 648 nucleotides. RefSeq lists its product as uncharacterized. The coding region runs from base 1 to 648 and encodes 215 amino acids. NCBI's taxonomy places the organism in Eukaryota, Metazoa, Mollusca, Bivalvia, Ostreida, Ostreidae. The record is from RefSeq and is a predicted model, not a curated record. The transcript has a single exon.